GCCAGGCUCGCCGCGGGGCGCUGAGCAGGCCGGGACACCGCGGCCGAGGUUAUCGUUAGGCAUCUCCCAGGCGACCGGCUCCGCAGCAAGAUGGCGGACGAGAAGGACAGGGAAGGUGAUUUGUAUGUACAUUAACUUUCGAGAAGGCCGGGCGCGGUGGCUCACGCCUGCAAUCCCAGCACUUUGGGAGGCUGAGGCGGGCGGAUCACGAGGUCAAGAGAUCGAGACCAUCCUGGCCAACAUGGUGAACCCCGUCUCUACUAAAAAUACAAAAAUUAGCUGGGCGUGGUGGCACGCCCUGUAGUCCCAGCUACUCAGGAGGCUGAGACAGGAGAAUUGCUUGAACCGGGGAGGCGGAGGCUGCAGUGAGCCAAGAUCACACCACUGCACUCCAGCCUGGCGACAGAGUAAGACUCCGUCUCAAAAAAAAAAAAAAACAAAAACAAAAAACAAAGUUCGAGAAGCACUCAUGUGCUGUAUCUCAUUUAUUGUUAACAGUUUUAUGGAUUAACUAAUUGCAGUUUGUGAAGGGUAUUAUGAAAUAAAGGCAUUUUGUUAGAGGAUAAACUAAGUAGAGACUCAUUUUGGUGGUAAGAUCUUUUUAUGGAAAUAGUCUAUUACUAUAUUUGAUUGUCAGCUACUGUAUUUUGAAUUUUCAGAAAUUACGUCUAACCAAUUAAUCAGAAUUGAUUAAGUUUUGAGGAUUCACUCAACUAAACUCAUAAAAGACUGAUGUGCAAACCUGAAUGAUUUAUUAAUUUAAAUAAGGGUAUAUACAUUGACUUGAAGGCUGAUUUUGCCAAUAUACUAAUAUAAUAAUUUUGGCAAUAUACUAAUAUAAUAAUAUACUGUUUUAUGGGUACUAAGCUUCGGGUAGUGUGAAUUUGUAUUUCAGAAGUCAUUUGAUGACCGUGGAAUCACACAAAAGAAAGGAUAAUUUUGAAGGAUGUGUUCAGUACCCUCUAAGUUCCAAAAGAUCUGGGACCAUUUCUGAUCUGUUAAUACUGAGUGUUGUGCAGAGUGCUUGGAACGUGGGCCUGGGAUACAACAGUGAUGAGAUAAGGCCUCGGACUUUACUGAUCGAACAUCUAAUGGAAGGUGGAAGAAGAGACCAUCACACAAUGACGGUGUUAUGGGGAACACAGGAGAUAAUAGUAGCAGAAUUUCACAAAAAAAUCAAAGAGGCAUUUGAAGUCUUUGACCAUGAGUCGAAUAAUACAGUGGAUGUGAGAGAGAUUGGAACAAUUAUCAGGUCAUUAGGAUGCUGUCCUACGGAAGGAGAGCUGCAUGAUCUGAUUGCAGAGGUAGAGGAAGAAGAACCCACUGGAUACAUUCGAUUCGAAAAAUUUCUUCCGGUGAUGACAGAAAUACUACUAGAAAGAAAAUACAGACCAAUUCCAGAAGAUGUCCUUCUUCGAGCUUUUGAGGUUUUAGAUUCAGCUAAACGUGGGUUUCUUACUAAGGACGAGCUGAUCAAGUAUAUGACUGAAGAAGGCAUUGCAUUCAGAGCAUUUCCAGAAUAAAAGAUAUGCCAUCUGGAAAACAUGAACUAUCGAUCACUGUAAAUGAAGGCCUCUUCCUAGAUUGAAGAUUUGAAUAAAGAAUAUAAAAAUUCCGCCCCCCCCCCGGCGCCCCGGCUUUUUUUUUUUUGAGACGGAUCCGGUCUUGCUCUGUCACCCAGGCUGGAGUGCAGUGGCGCGAUCUUAGCUCACUGCAACCUCCGCCUCCUGGGUUCAAGUGAUUCUCCUGCCUCAGCCUCCCGAGUAGCUGGGAUUACAGGCACAGGCCACUGCGCCCAGCUAAUUUUUUGUAUUUUUAGUAGAGAUGGGUUUCACCAUGUUGGCCAGGCUGGUCUCGAACUUCUGACCUCAGGUGAUCCACCCAUCUUGGCUUCCCACAGUGCUGGUAAAAAUUCCCUUUUAAAGAGCUUUUCUGUCAGUGAAGUUACAGAUAAUGUAGCCUCAAUUGAAUACUGAGGUCAUUUUUAACACUAAAAAUGUCCUUUUUUAAUGUUAAUUGAACCAUAUAUAUUUGUUUUGAACAUGGCCCAUCAUACAUAUAUGCAUACACACACAUAAAACCUGCACACUUAUAUAUAUAUGCCAACAUAUUUCCUUUAGGAAUUCUCUCUGCUAGGCUGAUGUGUAAAUUUGUUUACACUGAAGGUCAGUAGCCUGAUGGACAGUCUCCUGAAACCAUCCUCAUAUUGGUCCCCUUGCCUUCUCCCAUACAAAGCUAGAGCUCUCUGGUUCACAGACUGGGUCCUGAAUGACUCAGAGUUGCUAAUCACUUGAGGCAGAAUGAAAAGCGCAAGUGAUUUUGAGUAGGGAAGACUAAGACUGCAUCUACACGCACAACUGGUUUGACCAUUCCAGCUUCAUCCACCUUAAGGCGGAAUACAGAGAGUGAGGGUCAGAAUGGCAAGGCCGUCACAGCUGCCACCCAAGAACUCUGACGCCAUUGUUAAAAUUACCUUCGGGAUUAAUUCUGAUGGGGAUGUUACGACUUUCAAAGCAUCAGCUUCUUCAUCCUGAGGAUUAGUCUAAAGAAAGUAAAUCCUAGGUUAUAUAUCAGGCAACAUGAAUUUAGUCAAAAUGGCCCAAACAGUUAGAUUUUCCUACUGUUGUGUGCCUACUAUAUGUUUAAUAUUUAGUAAGUGUAGUAAGGUAUAAUGAUACUUAAAUCUACUUCCUCUCUCAAGGAUAUUACAAUCUUAUUUGGGAAAUAAAACUAACAUAAAAUAAUUCACAAUACAAGACAAUAGAAAGCUAAAUAUCAGAAGAUCAACUAGGGCUGGCCCAGCCUGGAAAACUUGGUUUGGGAAGACUUAAAGAGAAAAUAGGUUUUUUGAGAUGGUAGAAUGUAUAUGGUUAAAUUGUUGAGGGCAAAGGUAAACUCUUGUGCAUUAUAAUUCUGUCACACAUGGUAGAUAUCAACAAAUGUUUGUUGAAUGAAUGAGUGAAUGAGUAGAUGAUGAAGACCAGGUGAAGGGGCUAAUGAGAGGGAGACAUUAUCGAUGUGUAAAACAGUCUGAACAAAAAUGGGGAGGUAGGAAUGAACAUGCUAUUUCAGAGAGAAAAUAAGCCUAGCUGGCCCAGAGGGUAAUGUUGGCAAACAGCAGGAAAUUAACUUCAGUAGACUUACUGGGACUAAAUUGUGGAGUCCCAGGCUCAGGAGUUUGGAAUUCAUCCUGUGGGCGAUGGAGAAGUAUUACAGGCUUUUGAGCAGAUGACUCACAUGGUGUGUGAGUGAUUGUGAGAAGGUUUUUCUGGUGCUGGUCGGUUUGUUAGAUGCAUAAGAAAGAGGUUGGACUAGGGAGGCCACUUAGAAGGUUAUUUCAGCAUUUUGAGGGCACCCAAAUAAGGGCCUGACCUGGCAGUGGGAAUGGCAAUGGGAAGAAGGGAUUGGUACAAUAGGACUGUCUGUGGCAGGAUCCAUGGGUCAUGAUGAGUAACAGAGUGUAGGCGACAAAGCUGAGAGCUGAAUCCAAAGUACCACCAAGGCUUUGCCCUCGAUGGCGAGUAUGAUGGUAAUGAGACUGACUCAAACAGAAAGGUCAGAACAGACCGCAGUGUAUACAGAGACAGUGCGACCACGUGGUUUACUUGGAGGUGCUGUGUGAUAAUUUCGAAAAUGGUAUGUUUACAGAGAGUUCAUGGUACUUAAAGAUCAACUAUUGAGUAUCUCAGCGGACUAAGCAUAGGACAGGUAUGGUCAAAUAAGAAUACAUAUGUUUUCAAUUAUUCACUCAGCAAGUAUUAUUACAAACCUUCCACAUAUAUGAACCAAUAUGUUUGGAAGUAAUAUGUAAGAUGUAAAUCUAUACAAAUCUAAGUUACGAUUUAAUAUAACAGACCCAUCAGCUAAGUGUAAUAGCAGUUGACUAGUUUGGUAAAAUAGGAGCUUAAGAAUUGCUGCUUUGAGAGUCUCAGAAUUCUACAAAUUGUUUUUAAGUACAUUUAUGCUAUAUAACAAUAUGGAUUCAAGCUACUUGCACAUUCAUCCUAAUAUCCACAAAGUAUCAAACACACUAGUUUGAGAAUAUGCAUUCCUACAGCCCUGGAUGUCAUAUGAUAAAAUAAAUCACACUGAAUCAAGUUCCUACAAGAUAGAAGUCCCUAAGUGUCCAGGAAUGUGUAUUGCAUCAGACAGUGUUUAGCAGCCGGGAAGAUCUCAGAACAAUUUUUUAAACAAACACUUGCAUGUUGCUGCUUCUAUGCCAGGUACUGUUCUAAGUCCCAUUCAAAUCAUAACACGUUUCAUUCUCAUGACAACCCUAUGUGACAGGUGGUGUCGUUAUCACCCCCAUUCUAGAGACAGGUAAGCUAAGGUGGGGAGCUGUGAAGUGACUUGCUCAAGAUCUCAGAGCUCGUGAGAGGCAGCCAGCAUGUGGAUCCAAACUUGUGCUUUAACCACUCAGUUAUCUUCCUUCCAUCUUUCAUCAAAUACUGGGGCUUCAAGUUAAUCCUCUGGUAAUUUCAAAAGUUUUAAUCUAAAUAAAUAACCUUGUUCAUGAUGUCUGUAUGUCUUCCUACUGUUUUGCCUGAAAUGACGUGUUCUAGAGGUUGCUUGAUCUAUGACAUCUGCAGGCUAAAAGAAGUCCAGAAUCUACCAGGGUGUACAAUAGCCUUGUCUUUGAACCUCUGGACUGUCGUGAUGUCCUGGCUCUACAGCUCCAGGGAGCGUAACUAGUGGCACUGUGGGAGCUUGUGGGGCUCCAUGGCUAUUAAGCUGGCUAGUGGAAAGAGAAAAAAAUCAGAUGAUCCUAAAUGAUAAAUUUUCCUUUUUGUCUCUCUGAGGUGAGCCUUUUUCUCAAGAGGAAAUGGAAGAAAUGUUGUCUGCUGCAAUUGAUCCAGAAUCAAAUUCAAUUAAUUACAAGGACUAUAUAACAAUGAUGGUGAUAGAUGAAAAUUAAAUGUUCUAAAGAUAAUUUCUGAUUGAAAGAACAAUUUUAGAAAUUGCUUGUUCUUGUUAAUUUCACAUCUUAUCUUAGGAUUCCUAUAUGUGAUAUUUAAUACCUUGUGACAUAACUAUUUUAAGACACUUUGUUUUUAAAGAUGAUCGUAACACUUUAAACCAAAUUUAGUAUGUCUAGCCUUACAGAAUGAUAAAUUACUAUUUAUUUAAAAACUAUUCUUAAAACAUUUUAACAUUAGAAUGGAUUGUUGUUUAUUUUCUACAAUAAAACUCAGGUCACCUUCGAAUUAAUUAAGCUGACAAAAUGAAAAUGACUUAAUUACCCAAGGUUUGGCAUGUAAAGAUCUUAAGAGGGGGCAGAACGAACCACUCGAAAACGAGUAGCAGUGUAAUGAAGGCUUCUUUUUUAAACAAUAACAAAUGCUUCAUCAAUCUGAGUGUGGAAGGUGAUUUAUCAAAAUAAAUAUUACUAAUUUAUUUUUUUAUGAGUGCCAAUUACAAAUAUCAUUUGGGAUAAUAAUAACUUAGUGUAAACAUUUAUAUUUGCUGAUCCAGCAUGUCACCAUUUAUGGAGUAGCUAAAGGAGUUGAGAUCAUUGGAACUAGAGAAAAGAAGGUUGAGUGGAAGUUGAUAGUGUAAGGUAGUGGCAAUUCUCCCUUUGUCUUUAGAAUUCUCACCCACUCCGCAUAUCUGUCAUGGGAGCAUUGUCCUGAAUACUGAGUAAGAAUACUGAGAAAUGUUAUGGUGUGCAAAUGUACAGCUCCUGAAAGAGCAGAAUGAAGCACAAGCAGUCACAAUGGAAAAAUAUAUGGCAUGGCCACUGCCUCCUCCUUGCAAUUCUCUCCGAUCUUGGCAUCUUAUAUGGCAACUAUAUGGCAACUUACAAGCAAAGGGGAAGAUAAAGUAAAGGGAAGUGAACAAUUUUCCAAACUUAGAUAUUCUGUUAUAACAAGACACACACACACACACACACACACACACACACACGGGUCUCUAUUUGAAGAUGGCUUCACCACUAUAUGUGUGUAUCUACAUAGAUGUAAACAUUUAGAGUUGCUGUGAGCCUUCCUCAGGCAUGUAGUCUUGCCCCCAAAAGAGGCGGCUGCUACCCAAGAGACUGUCGCUGUUCAUUCAUUCAUGAAACACUGAAGGAGUACCAUGAGAUGAUGUGCUGGGAACCGGAGUCCCUAACGAAUCCAGGUCACAGUUUAGUGAGGGAAGCCUGCAAGGCAGUCAGCAGCCACAUUUCAGAUAGGGGCAUGUUCAGGGUCCCGUGCAAGUGCCGAAGAGAGGCAGCUACUCAGCCUUGCAGGGAGAGAGCUUUCUGGAAGAUGAAAGGUGCUAGUGAGCGGAGAAGGCUUCCCAGGACAGGAAGCUCCUGACUUUAAAACGAGUAGUUUAGUAAGUGGGUGGCGGGGCACAGGGCAUUUCAGCAGGUGAGCAGCAAGUCCAGAAACCCUAGAGGUGUCAUGAAACAUGGAACCACCUGGGAAUUGAAAGCAGCUCAGUAUAUUUGGAAUGUGGGAGAUUUGGGGGUCAUGAUGAGAGGUGAAAUUGGAGUGGUAAACAGGAGCGGUAUCAUUAAGGAUAUCGGGUUAGGUGCUGAGUUAAGGUUUCAGUGUGAGAGUUUGGACUUUAUUCUGAAGAUCACAGAGAAAGAUCAUUUGUAAGCAGCAUGGAAAAUAGAUUUGAAAGGUCAAGACUAGAAGUGAGACCAGUUUGUAGGCUAUUUGGUUGGUGGGAGGGGAUAGACUGGGAAAAGUCAAGCAUGAAUCCCAGGUUUCUGGCUCGGACGAUGGGUAAAAGUGCCAUUCAUUCAGAUAAGAAGUCCAAGGAGCAAGUGGGGCAUUUGGUAAGCAAAAUGAUGAGGUUGGGUGCAGACACCUUGGGACACCCAAAGGGUGACAUUCAAUAAUCAAUUGGAUAUAGGAGGGAGAUCUGGCUGGAGACCUGGAUUUUGGAACUGUCAGCAUGUAAGUAGUAUUAAUGCCUUGAAAGUAGAAGAGAAGACAGUCUAGAACAAAACCAUGGGGGAUAUCAGCAUUUACGGGAAGGCAGAGGAAGAAGAGCCCACAAAAGAGACUGGGAAGGAGAAGCCUGAGAAGAGGGAAAGCUGGAAAGAAGCAUCUUGGAUGCCAAGAUCGGAGAGAAUUGCAAGGAGGAGGCAGUGGCCAUGCCAGAUGUAGUGGAGAGGAGAGGGAAGUUAAAGACGGAAAAAACGUCCAUUGGUGUUAGCAAUGGAGAGUUCAUUGAGGGCCUCUCCCACAGCAGAUGUGGGGAAGCAACAGGGUAUGGAGUUGAGUGGAUGGAGUAAGGAAUGGAUGUGAGAAGGUUGCAGCCUGGAGGACAAGUUAUUCGGCAGUGAAGAGGAGGAAACGGACAACAGGCUCGGGGAGUGAUUUUUGGAAGAUGGGUGGAUGUAGCAAGUUCAUUUCUAGUCCAAGGGCUGAGAGCCCACAGAGAAGGUGAAGGGAGGGGCCAGCUUCCAGAGCAAUAAAGAGAUUUAGGAACAAUGAACCAACGCUUGUGGUCCCUACCUCAUGGCCUCUGCUGCCUUUUGGAGAGGAAGGUAGUAGGUUAUAGAGUUUCAAGAGAAUGGUGUAAUUUUGGAAUAUCUCUUGUGGGAAAUGGGAGAAAGAGUUGAGAAAGAGCCCAUGUAAGGAUUUUCAAGAAACCCUGGAAGAUUUUGUGCUCAGGAGCAAAAAAGAAAAGAAAAAGGUAGAUUGUUGUACCAGGGUUAAGGUUUUGUCAUGUGCGUGAGGUGGAAGGAAUCAAAGGCCGAGGAAUCUGGGAGAAAGCAGUUCCGAUGGUGUCCGUGGGGCUAACGCAUGAGGGAAAGACCCAGGUAGGAGGAGUGGGUAACAGGUAGGAGGAGUGGGUGACAGAUGGGAGGGGGUGAGAGGGCUCGGGGCCCUAAAAGGGCAAGUGGCUGGUGUUGGUAGCAAGGGGUGGUCUUUCCUGCCUGAGUGAUAAUUCCUGAGUGAUAAUAUGUUUCCCUUGAAAUUUCGCUUCGAUGUGUUCUUAGAGUGUUUCUUUUCUUCUCCUGUGUUAUUAUGUGAAUAAAUAGUAAGAGUGGCUGA
Molecule: messenger RNA, 7997 nt
Organism: Homo sapiens (human)
Lineage: Eukaryota; Metazoa; Chordata; Mammalia; Primates; Hominidae
Gene: DRC8
Product: dynein regulatory complex subunit 8
Exons: 9
Coding region: 906-1523 (205 amino acids)
Cellular component (GO): organelle; sperm principal piece
Molecular function (GO): calcium ion binding
Source: RefSeq, a predicted model, not a curated record